Messenger RNA from Naegleria lovaniensis, 1323 nucleotides. RefSeq lists its product as uncharacterized. Lineage: Eukaryota; Heterolobosea; Eutetramitea; Acrasida; Naegleriidae. The record is from RefSeq and is a predicted model, not a curated record. The transcript has a single exon. Bases 1 to 1323 code for a protein of 440 amino acids.
AUGAAAAUACACUACACCUUCUUUCCUCCUCGGGAUCCCGAUUCUUUGCCUGUGAAGGCUUUGCAUGAGGUCUUGGGAGCUGAAUCUCAUCAAUUGUUUAGAGAGCUAGUAUUAGAAACGAUGGAAAUUCCCCAAAUAACCAAAAUUAAAUGUGUAGAUGCCAAUCCGAACAACAUCCGGAUUGUUGAUGAAGAUGGCAGAUUGUUUGUGAUUGAAAAUAUUAACUCUUUAGUGGAUCCUGAGAGCGAUGAUCAUCAAACUAUUUUACAAAGAAUUCAACAAUCAAAGCAAGUAAGACAGCACGUAUUGAAGACGUAUCCCAUGUUUGACGGUGUGAAUAGGAAAGUGAUGGGACUUGCUUCCUAUACAGAACAUGCAUUAUUCAUUGUAAAAGACACAGAGAGAAACCAAACAGUUCUUUUCGGCCAAGGGACUAAUCAGUACCGUCAACUUUGUGAUAGAUCUCUUUUGACACCGAUUGUUGGAGAUGAGGGAAAGCAUGCUAAUUAUCCACUCAUGGUUUUUGAUCCAUCGAAAGAAAUUCAUAAUGGUAAUGAGAGUCAUUACACGAUCACACAUGUCGGCUGUGCCUUCUCAUUUUCCGUGUGUGUGAUAAACAAUAUUCAUGUUCACAUGAGCGGCCAAAAUUGGCUCAGAGAGGGCUUUGAACAUAACUGGAACGACACGGUCAUCACAACAAAUUGUCCUGUGAAACAACUAGUGUGUGGUAAUUUCCACGUGUGCAUUCUCACACAAGAUAAUAGAGUAUGGACUGGAGGUUCAUGCUAUGAUGGUCAAUGUCUCAAGGAUCAUGCCUUGAUUGGCUGCAAUCAUCUUGCAUUUUGCUCAACACAAGCUUUUGCUGGUUCGGACAAUUUACUGUUGAAAUCUGUUUUUGGAUUUUAUCAUUUGUAUGGAAUUAGUGAUUUUUUCCCAGCCACUAACCAAUAUGCAGCCUUUGAGAUUGAAAGAAAAUAUGGAUUACCAGUAUCCGAUGAGACAGAUGCAAUUGUGAAACCAAUCAUUAAUCCUUUUAAACUUGAGAUCCAGGAUAUUGAACUCAACCGGAAUUAUUUAUGCUAUAGAUUUAAAAAAUCAUCCUUUAUCGUAUUUAAGGGAUCUGCUUACGAUUCUACUGGAUCGGUUAAUGAUUUAUGUAUUGAUUUUGAAAAAGAGUUUGGAAAACGACCAAUGAAGUAUAGAACAGGACCCAAUUCUUUCAUUGCUUAUGAUGACAUGUCAAGUGUUUCCCUCAGUUAUUUCUUUACACGAAUGUUGGAAACCUCUAACAAUGCACAACUCGCGGAUGUCACGAUUCAAUGA